Molecule: messenger RNA, 1410 nt
Organism: Oryza brachyantha (malo sina)
Lineage: Eukaryota; Viridiplantae; Streptophyta; Magnoliopsida; Poales; Poaceae
Product: ATP-dependent Clp protease proteolytic subunit-related protein 4, chloroplastic
Exons: 7
Coding region: 107-994 (295 amino acids)
Biological process (GO): protein quality control for misfolded or incompletely synthesized proteins
Cellular component (GO): endopeptidase Clp complex
Molecular function (GO): serine-type endopeptidase activity; ATPase binding; ATP-dependent peptidase activity
Source: RefSeq, a predicted model, not a curated record
CCCUCUUUCGUCUAAGCGGCUCCUCCGCUUAUCCGCUCUCGGACCGCGCCGCUCCCCCGCAUCCGCGCACCCAGCUCGCUCUCCCCCCAUCGAGACCGCCUCUGCCAUGGAGGCGGCCGCCGCCGCCGCCGCCUUCUUCCCUCCCCGCGUCUCCCCCGACGCCCGUGCCGUGUUCGCCGCCCUCCCCGCCUCGCCCUCCCCCCACCUCCGCCUCGCCGCCCGCCCGCGCGCUCUCUCCGCUUCCGCCGCCCGGGUGGUGACCGCCAAACCGCGGUUCUUGGCGCCACCGCACCCGGACCCCGCGGCAGGCGGCCGCGGUGGUGCCAGGGACGUCGUCGCGAUGGUGGUGCCGUUCCUGAGGGGCACCGCGUGGCAGCAGCCGCCGCCGGACCUGGCCUCGUUCCUGUACAAGAACCGGAUCGUCUACCUCGGGAUGUGCCUCGUGCCGUCGGUGACUGAGCUCAUGCUCGCCGAGUUCCUCUACCUCCAGUACGACGACGCCGAGAAGCCCAUCUACCUGUACAUCAACUCCACGGGCACAACCAAGAAUGGCGAGAAAUUGGGUUACGAGACAGAAGCUUUUGCAAUAUAUGAUGCUAUGAGGUAUGUGAAAGUUCCAAUUUUCACCCUGUGUGUUGGCAAUGCAUGGGGAGAAGCUGCUUUACUCUUGGCUGCUGGUGCCAAAGGUAACCGUGCUGCACUUCCAUCAUCGACGAUAAUGAUAAAGCAGCCGAUUGGUCGCUUUCAAGGACAGGCGACAGAUGUUGACAUAGCAAGAAAGGAAAUCCGAAAUGUGAAGAUAGAAAUGAUUAAGCUGCUAUCAAGGCAUAUUGGCAAAUCGGCCGCAGAGAUUGCGCAGGACAUCAAACGGCCGAAAUAUUUCAGUCCCAGUGAAGCUGUGGAUUAUGGCAUCAUUGACAAGGUGCUGUACAAUGAGAAAAGCCAAGAAGAUGGUGGUGUUGUGUCGGAGCUCAAAAGAUCAAAUUUGAUAUAGUAUUACAGCUAGAUAAAAUCUCCAUGUAAGUUGGCGAUAGGUCAGACAACACGAAAUGCUUGUAGUACUUAAGGAGUAGCUACCACUCAUUAGUUGGCCUGGUUGUAGAACAUCGAGCUGGAAAGGCAAUGCAAAUAUCGAAUACACGCUGGUACUGUUUUGGCAUGGGCUUUUCCAAAUUUGGUGCCCGAUUUCUUCUCCUGAUAACUUGUAUGAAAUGGUUGCUCUUUUUUUUUUUCCCUUUUUGUUGCAAUGAUAAUGCUUGCGUUGUGAGCCCUAGUGUAUGUAAGAUGUGAUGCACCUCUUCGUUUUGUUGCUAACGUGAUUCUGAUAAUGUAUCUGGUCUUAAAAAGGGUUGCAUGUUUGUUGCAACAGUGGAGUCGUUGGUGUAUGAUUUUGUCUAUUAGGGUUUAAUA